This is a messenger RNA of Chenopodium quinoa (quinoa), 555 nucleotides long. RefSeq lists its product as uncharacterized. The record is from RefSeq and is a predicted model, not a curated record. NCBI's taxonomy places the organism in Eukaryota, Viridiplantae, Streptophyta, Magnoliopsida, Caryophyllales, Amaranthaceae. Bases 1 to 555 code for a protein of 184 amino acids. The transcript has 2 exons.
AUGGCGAAGAAGAAGCUUAAUGAUGAGAAUACUACUUCAAAUCCUAGUGGGGGUAGGAAUCUUGAUGGGCCGGUUCCAUUUCCCGAUCGACUUGCGGAGAGGAAGUUGAAUGAUAAGUUUGUAAAGAUCCUUAGUGUGAUGAAGAAUUUGCACAUCAACCUCCCUUUCAUCGAAGUUGUCACACAAAUGCCUUCAUACUCCAAGUUCCUCAAAGAUAUUCUCACCAAGAAAAGGAAUCUCAAUGAUGAGCUCAUCACUCUUCCCUAUCAAGGGCACCUUAGCGAUCUUGGAGCAAGUUUUAGAUUAAUUCCUCUAUCUAUUGCUCAAAAUCAUAACAUUAAAAUGAUCCCUACAAGGAAGACUAUCCAAUUGGUUGACCGUUCGGUGAAGUUACCUUGUAGUGAGCUUCCUAUUCAAGUUGGGCGUAUUUAUGUGCCUUGUGAUUUUGUAGUGAUGGAUAUGGAAGAAGAUGCUGAUACUCCUGUUAUUUUUGGUUCUGAAGCUCUUAAGGCUUUGGGGGCGGUGAUCAAUUGCAAGAACAACCAUUACAUGUGA